Molecule: messenger RNA, 843 nt
Organism: Aspergillus glaucus CBS 516.65
Lineage: Eukaryota; Fungi; Ascomycota; Eurotiomycetes; Eurotiales; Aspergillaceae
Exons: 3
Coding region: 148-843 (231 amino acids)
Source: RefSeq, a predicted model, not a curated record
CUCAAAUUGAGCCUGUAACCUUGAAUGCAGACAAUCCCGACAUUUUCUUCUCUAGUUCCCUUCUUUUAAUUUACUAGCUCUAAUCCCGUGUUUCUCUCUGUCCUUGUCUGAGUCUCGCUGGCGAUAAUCCACGGACUUGCUCCAGUCAUGGAACAGAUGCAACAACAGCUGCUUCAGAACCCUUUCCAUCACCUUGAUGUUGUUGCAAAGGAGGUGUCAACUGCCCUGACUUCUGCAAAAUGUCGCCAUGGAUUUGUUAAUGGAUAUGCGGCAUCUCUUGUUGGAGGAACAAGGCUCACAGAUGAUGUCGAUGUGAUCGUAGAUGCUGAUCCAGCUGAAGCCCGGAACCUACUACUCAGAGCGAAUUCCUGCUUCCAAGUGACCCAAGCGAACAAACUUGUCUUCAUUGGUGAAGCUGAUGCUACAAGCAUCGAGCUCCUGCGUGGCGGCCAGACUCAGCAGUUAAAACUGCCUGAGGCAAGCUCCGCCCCCCUCCAUGAGGUGACGCACGGUGAGCUCUCGGGACGCAUUGACGAUGACAAGCCCAUUCCGAUAAUUCACCCGUCCGUCCUUGUCUUGACUAAAACGAAGAGGUGGGCGAUCUAUGCAGAAUCUACCAGGCCGAAAAGUCUGAAAAAGGCCAGGGGUGACGUUGCUGAUAUCGAAACAAUACUGGAAUGGCUUGCUAAACAUAACCUUUGUAUCAACUUCACCGGCUACCCCGAAAAGCCGAAGGAAGAGCUGAUUUGCGGGGUCCGGAAACUGUAUCAGAUGAACGUUGCCAUUCGCCCUCUUCUGAAGUCUACCAUGGAGCCACAAGAUUUCGGUAGAAUCAGUAGCUAG